Lactuca saligna is the source of this 777-nucleotide messenger RNA. The record is from the annotation of a GenBank genome assembly. Lineage: Eukaryota; Viridiplantae; Streptophyta; Magnoliopsida; Asterales; Asteraceae.
AUGGAAACCCUAAUUUCAAAUUACCAUGUAUUCGAGAUCCCUACAGCGAGAAACUACAAGCACAAUUAUGCCCUGAACACCGAACAGCACAUUGAAGAACUUGAAGGAUCACUUAGGCGAGGGGUUAAGGAAGCGGUGGAGAUUUGUUUCGCAGCUGGGAUUACUACUCUUAAUGUUAGGCAAGAAAUUUUUAGGGCACUUCAUCCAACAGCUAUGAGAGGUACUUACUCCGAUUUUUCCAUUCAUGUAGAAGAUCAAUUUACCUCAAAACCAUCAACAAUCUCACACGUGGACUGUGGAGUUGACAACCAAUAUACCAUAGUGGUUACCGUCUUUACUGUAGAUCUAAUGACAACAAUAGAGAAUGGUGGAUUUGAUCAAAGGCUAUAACUUUGUGAAAUUUGAAGAUGAGACUGAGAGGUACCUGCCAUAACCAAAAUGAACAGAGGAUUUUGUUCAACCAAACCAAUGUGAAUUAGACCAUCUGCUAACAAAACAAAUCUUAUAUUACACAGUCUAAUCUUAUAGUACUAAAGAGUGCCAUGUAUAUGUUUUCUAAUAAGACAUUUGUUAAUGUGAAAGAAUAUCUUAAAUUCUUUUAUUUUUAUUUUUUAUGUUAGAAUAUAUGCAUGUAGUUUUGUGAAAAAUACACGGUGCUUCUCUUUUUCUUUUCAUUUCUACUAUGUAAGAUUUGACAUGGAACAACAUAUGUAAAUACUCUAUGUUGAACUUCAAUGAAUUUAGGCUUUUUAAUCACAAAAUUUUAUUUUAGAUUUA